Molecule: messenger RNA, 1477 nt
Organism: Danaus plexippus (monarch butterfly)
Lineage: Eukaryota; Metazoa; Arthropoda; Insecta; Lepidoptera; Nymphalidae
Product: protein big brother-like
Exons: 3
Coding region: 152-859 (235 amino acids)
Biological process (GO): regulation of transcription by RNA polymerase II
Cellular component (GO): nucleus; core-binding factor complex
Molecular function (GO): transcription coactivator activity; sequence-specific DNA binding
Source: RefSeq, a predicted model, not a curated record
UUCGAACUUACAUUCAGUGGUCGGAGGCCGUGGCGGCAGGUUGUCGUAGAGCGAAAUUUAUUGCCGUUUUUGAAUCAUCGCUGAACGGAAUCAGUAGUUUUUUCGUGGAAAGUGAUGCUUGAAUAGUGUGAUCGUGUGACAUAUUAUUGUGAUGCACGCGAUGGGCGACCCCGCUGCUCUUGCAGGAAUGUUACCCUUCGACUCUAUCGGAUUGUACGAACAACCGAAACAGCGUUUUAUAUUUAAGAUGCCGCGAGUUGUUCCCGAUCAGAAGAGUAAAUUUGAGACCGAGGAUCUGUUUAAAAGACUUAGUAGAGAGAGCGAGGUGAGGUACACGGGCUACCGAGAUCGUCCGCCUGAAGAGCGUCAGAUGAGGUUCACCAGCGGCUGCCGGGAGGGGCACACGGAGAUCGCCUUCACUGCCACAGGAACCAACCUACAGCUGGUGUUCGAUCACUCGCCGUACAACAACAGAGGAUGCGACUUCCAAAAGGAAACCGGCAAGGCCCAUAUCGUGUCCCGAUUCAUAAUGAAUGGAGUCUGUGUGAGGUGGCGGGGCUGGAUCGAUCUUGAACGUUUGGAUGGUGUCGGAUGUCUGGAGUUGGAUGAAGAACGCGCUGCCAUCGAGGACGCAGCUUUACGAGACCAGAUAGAAAGAUACAACCAGAGACUGAGGGAUUUCGAAGACAAGCAGCGGGCAUAUCGUGAACACGGCGAAGAACUGCGCGCGCAUUCCCAAGUCCACGCUCAACGCUGCCACCAGGCUCGCCAGCCUCCACACCCGACACAUCCGGCACACCCCCACGCGACACAUCCAGUCCACAUCAAACCACAUUCCCAAGGUGCACUCAUCUCGUAAAUGCCAAAUGCCAUCAAAUAUAAACCAAAUAAAUGUUUUAAUUACGUAGUUUAUAGCUCCGAUACAUUGUUUCUCUAUGAUGUAUCUUUGUCGUUGCAAUGUUAGUUAUAAGAAAGACUAAGUAUUAAUAGCUAUGUAGUGACAUCUGACAUAAAUCAUAAAUUUCCGAUAAUAUUCCACUAUUUGAAAUACAUACUUAAUACUGUGUUAUUAAUUCGCGUGAAUGCCAAGAUAAGAAAUAUAAUAACAAGUUGUAUUUAAAAUAUGGAUGACGUUUUUUUUCUUAAAAGUCAAGACUGUGUUUCUAAUAAAUAAACGGUGGAAAUCUAUAAAUAACUUGUAUGUAAUAGUCAUUAGUUGAUGGCUAUAGCAUUUAAUACUAAUGUUUUUAUUAUUCAAGUCCGGUAAUACGUUCGUAAGUAACUUAUACAUUAUGAUUUGCAUUUCAUAACAUAUAUUUUAUUUGAUUUUUCGUGAAGAUUUGUUAAUAUAGAAAUUAUUACGUUAAUGUUUCUCAGUACUUAUGUUAUUUAUUUUUUUAAGAUUUUGUAUGUGUAUAUGUAAAAUAAAUAUGCAUAUUAUAAUUGUGAUAGUAAUGUAAUAAAUGAUAAAAAACUA